UGUCAUCGUGCGUGAUUCGAACGGGAAAAAAACCGGUCGGCAAGAGUGAAAGGUAAAGUGAAAUACAUACAGGUUUGGGUGACCGGACCGGACAGUUUGAACAACUGACAGGAUCUGCAACCAACUCAUCGGAUUGGAACAAACAGAAAUCAACCUCAUGCCACAUGCAAAAACUAUCCGUAAUCCGAGCAACAAUGAAAGUGACACCCGAUUAUUGCUAAAUUAGAACAAAGCACUAACAAUGCAUCGAAAACCGCUGAGCGUUUCCAUCGUACUGGUGCUGUGCGAAUACUGUGUUCUAUCCUACGGUGUACGAGGACGACCGGCCCCCACUCCGGAAGAACAUACCGUGGCGAUGCUGCUAAACAAUCUCAGUGAAGCCGCUCGGGAGCGAUCCGAUGAAGCCUACUUUGAAGAGGACGAUUUGAGUGCCAUGAUGAGCAGCAGCCUUUCUUCCGGGGAUAGAAUCAACAAACGUUCCGGUGGUGGUGGCGGUAUGAAUCGAAUCGAAGUACAUGAAGAGGAUGGCGGUGGUAAUUAUACCACAUUCAAUGUGGGAGUCUUAAUGGCAUCGCAUUUGGAUUCACCCUUCGAUUUGGAACGCUGCGGGCCAGCAGUGGAUUUGGCCUUGGAGUUUAUAAAUGAUUUCCUCUCCAAAUCACACAACAUCAAACUAACUAAGGUUCAAGCGAGCUACGCCUCAUGUUCGGGAGCAAAAUCACCCGGUCUUGCGGCGGAUAUGCACUUCAAGCACAAUGUGAUAGCCUUCAUCGGGCCAGCCUGUGCCUUCGCCCUGGAGCCGGUAGCUCGACUGGCCGACUACUGGAAUACACCCAUCAUCACCGGAAUGGGAGAUCAGCCACCAUCGGAAGGGGAACUUUCGGUGACAUCAGGCAUAUUGGGUCGGCUGAGCAACAAAUGGAAAAACGAAAGUACGGGAAUCUUCAAGGACAAAUCCAAAUAUCAAACGCUGACUCGAAUGUCCUACUGCCAGUGCCGACUGAAGUUGGUGUUUUCCAGCAUAUUUCGUCAGUUUGGCUGGAGACACAUUGCCCUGCUGUUGGACCGAUCGGACUUGUUCUCACUGACGGUCGGUAAGAAUCUCGAGUACGGAUUGAAGGAGGAGGACCUGUUGACCUUCGUCCGGGAGCUGGACGGAAACGAUGAGGAGGAUUUGGAUAACUAUCUACGUGAUGCCAGUAUGUACGCCAGAGUGAUCAUCCUGUCCGUCCGCGGUAGUCUGGUGCGAAAAUUCAUGCUGUCGGCUCACCGGCUCGGAAUGACCAGAGGAGAAUUCACCUUCCUGGAUGUGGAAAUCUUUCAGAGCUCCUACUGGGGCGACCAUUACUGGGAACUGGGCGACGAGGAUGACCAGGCGGCACGAAAGGCCUACGAAGCCCUGCUGCGAGUAUCGUUGCUGCAGCCGACCAGUCCCUCCUAUCAGUACUUUGCCGAUAAGGUGCGGCAACGGGCCAAACGGGACUACAACUACACCUUCGUGGAGGACGAGGAGGUAAAUUUCUUCAUUGGCGCAUUUUUCGACGGAGUCUACCUGCUGGGAAUGGCACUGAACGAAACGCUCAACGAGGGCGGAAAUAUUCGCGAUGGGACGGCCAUUACCCGGAAGAUGUGGGACAGAAGUUUCGACGGAAUCACGGGACACGUGCGUAUCGACGACAACGGAGAUCGUGAUGCCGAUUAUUCUAUUCUCGACCUGGAUCCAAUUACCGGCCGAUUCGAAGUGGUAGCGCACUAUUACGGACGCACCAGUGAGUACAGCCCGGUGAAGGGCAAACGGAUUCACUGGCCCGGUGGAAGAGAGGGCCCCCCGCCGGAUGUUCCCAAAUGUGGCUUUCUUGGAACUUCUCCAUCCUGUCAGGGCAGCGAAAUGAUCCUUAUAUAUGGGGUUAUUGGCUUUGGAAUAAUUUCCACGUUUGCAGCUGCUGUCACGUACAUUCUUUGCAAGCAAAUGAAGCUCAACAAUGAACUGAAUAAUAUGUCCUGGAGGGUUCGACCGGACGAGGUGCUGCUGGAAGUUGGAAAAUUAUUCGGCAGUAAAACGGGGCUACAGAAGUUGAACUACGAGAAUUUUUCUCUGCAGCAAUUCGGCAGCUCGGGACGUGCCUCGAUAGCGAGUGGAAACUCUCAGCUGCCGGCACAGCUUUUCACCACCAUAGGAAUUUACAAGGGAGAGCGCGUGGCUAUCAAGAAGGUUGCCAAGAAAAAGGUUUACAUUACUUCCACGCUGCUAUGGGAGAUCAAACAAGCACGAGAUGUGAGUCACGAAAACACGGUUCGUUUCGUUGGAGCCUGUAUCGAUCUCCCACGACCUACGAUUUUAAUUUUGACCGAGUAUUGUCCCAAGGGAAGCCUCAAAGAUGUGUUGGAAAAUGAAGCAAUCCAACUAGACUGGAACUUCCGAAUGUCGUUGAUUCACGAUGUGGUGAAAGGAAUGGCUUACCUUCACAACAGCGACGUUGGAGUUCAUGGAAAAUUACGUUCCUGUAACUGUUUGAUCGAUGGGCGCUUUGUGUUGAAGAUAUCCGAUUUUGGGCUACGAACACUUACAACGCCUUCGGAGCUUGUACGGGAUCAGAAUUACUACAACAAGCUUCUGUGGGUUGCUCCAGAGCUGCUGCCGGCAACGGUGAUUCCAGGAACACCUGCCACCCAGAAGGGUGACGUCUACUCAUUUGCUAUCAUUCUGGAAGAGAUCGUGGUACGCGGUGGCCCUUAUGAGACUGCACGUCAAUUUAUGGAUCCCCAACAGAUAGCAGAGCGUGUUGCGGCCCACGAAGGACCACCGUUUCGACCAUUUGUAGGACCACGGGAUUGUCCUCCGGAUUUGCUUGAGCUGAUGGAGAAAUGCUGGUCGGAUAGUCCCGAUGAUCGACCAACCUUUGUUCAGAUACGGAGCACAGUGAAGCUGAUCAUGAAAGGCUUUUGCGAAAAUUUGAUGGAUGAUUUGCUGCGCCGUAUGGAACAAUAUGCAAACAACUUGGAAAGCUUGGUGGAAGAGAAAACCGAACAACUCAGCAUGGAGAAGCGUCGAACCGAAGAGCUGUUGUAUCAGGUCCUUCCCAGACCGGUAGCCCAGCAACUCUUGGCCGGUGAAAUAGUUCAACCAGAACAGUUCGAGUGCGUUACAAUCUAUUUCAGCGAUAUUGUAGGUUUCACGGCACUCUGUGCUCAGAGCCGUCCGAUGGAGGUCGUAGAUUUUCUGAACGAUCUGUACAGCACAUUUGAUAGAAUCAUAGGAUUUUAUGACGUGUACAAGGUGGAAACCAUUGGCGAUGCUUACAUGGUUGUUUCUGGACUCCCGGAACGGAAUGGACAUGAUCAUGCACGGGAAAUCGGUCUGAUGUCGCUGGCCAUUCUCGAUGCAGUAAAAUGUUUUACAAUAAAACAUAAACCCGAUCAGCAGUUGAAGAUUCGAAUUGGUAUCCAUUCGGGUCCGGUAUGCGCCGGCGUUGUCGGCCAAAAAAUGCCUCACUACUGUUUGUUCGGCGACACUGUCAAUACUGCUUCCAGAAUGGAGUCAACUGGACAUCCUUUGAAGAUUCAUGUGUCGGAAGCUGCCAAACAUAUCCUGGAUAAAUUUGGUACGUUUCGACUGGAAUUGAGAGGCGAAGUAGAACUGAAAGGAAAGGGAAUUGUUACGACAUAUUGGUUGCUGGAGUGUUCGGAACCUGAUCCCAGGCCACCGACUCCAAUGAAGAACUACAACGAGAGCGAGGUGCCAUUUCCAAUAUUAUUUCCGGGAAUUGGAAAGUAAUUGUGUCUUACCAUUUAAAUACGCACACAUGUUCAGUUAAACCUGACAUGGCGUACCAGUAGAUCAUCGAGUAGAAGGAUAAAAAUUAUAUCGUAUUUAAAGCUUUAUGUCAAUUCACUGUAAAGGUCAGGUGUUAUGAAUUUAGAAAAAUAUAUAAAGAAAAGAAUAUUUUUAAUCGUCUAUGCAGAGGUGUUCAACCUAUUACACGGACCAAUAGGUCUGAGCCAUAAAAAAAGAAAGGUGUUCAACAUUAUAUGGACUGAAUGUGAUAUAUAACAAUGAAACGUUUGUUAAAUGUUCUGUAUAAUAAAUUAUGUACGAAGAAAA
Molecule: messenger RNA, 4102 nt
Organism: Malaya genurostris
Lineage: Eukaryota; Metazoa; Arthropoda; Insecta; Diptera; Culicidae
Product: atrial natriuretic peptide receptor 1
Exons: 16
Coding region: 242-3775 (1177 amino acids)
Biological process (GO): receptor guanylyl cyclase signaling pathway; intracellular signal transduction; cGMP biosynthetic process
Cellular component (GO): membrane
Molecular function (GO): guanylate cyclase activity; peptide receptor activity; ATP binding
Source: RefSeq, a predicted model, not a curated record